This is a messenger RNA of Helicoverpa zea (corn earworm), 1939 nucleotides long. RefSeq names its product anosmin-1 (gene Kal1). Lineage: Eukaryota; Metazoa; Arthropoda; Insecta; Lepidoptera; Noctuidae. Gene Ontology annotation, cellular component: extracellular region; cell surface. Gene Ontology annotation, molecular function: peptidase inhibitor activity; protein binding. Gene Ontology annotation, biological process: neuron differentiation. The record is from RefSeq and is a predicted model, not a curated record. The transcript has 10 exons. Bases 209 to 1642 code for a protein of 477 amino acids.
ACCGCGCAUUUCAAACGAUACACUCGCGAACUGCAAAUGUAUUUUCCAAAAACCCCCGAGGUCAAUGACACAAGUUCGGAAGGACUCGAAAUGUUACGGUUCUAAUCGAUUCUCGUAUUCAUGAUCGAUUUGCUGAGGUGGUUAGCGAUAUUCUAGUGUUUUGUUUAGUUUCAAUGAAGAUGUACGCUUGAUGGACUGAAGUACAUACAUGAACAAAAGUGGUUUAAAUAAGACAGUAAAGAUGUAUACAAAAGUGUUAGUGAUGCUAAUAGCGGUGUCUCUGAUGCCAAUGGUCCUAUCGAGGACGCGGCGGUAUUCAAGAAUGCAAUCAAACACAUUAUACAAGAUCAGAUGUGAUUUGAAGUGCUUUGACAUGAGUAAGGAGGAGAAGCCGCUGUGCAAAUCACAAUGCCGGACACACGAGGAGAAGCCGGGCACGUGUCCAAUAUCAGACACGCCGAAGUGGGAAGCGGCGUGUGUGGAGGCAUGUAACUCUGAUGCUCAGUGUGAUGGCACGCAAAGAUGCUGCCGUCAUUCCUGCGGGUCUACGUGCAGCGAACCUGUGGAUCUCUUGACUGUUCCUGGACUCCCAGCCAUGCCAGUCAUAGGAGAACCCAAAGAGAAGAAACGAGCAGUUGUCAUCAGAUGGUCUAGCGGUGUGGGGGAUGUGGCAAGGGCGGUCCCUGGUCCCGUCUUCUAUGUUCUAGAGGAACAACACCAUCUGGGACCAAAGUAUGAAGAAGUGAGAUUAGGAGACUGGAAUUUAUUGUUGAGGACGAAUAAGACCAAGGUAUCACUUCGAAAUGCCUUGAAACCGGGCCGUUGGUAUCGGUUCCGAGUGGCAGCGGUCAGUGCUUCUGGCACGCGAGGAUUCUCAGCACCUAGUCCUGCCUUCACGCCAAGGCGAGGUCCUCGCCCGCCGCCGUCGCCGAAGAAACUUAAAGUUAAACCUGUUCGAGAGGAGAAUGGCACUGUUACCGUAAGACUGGAAUGGAAGGAGCCACAUUCAGACUUGCCAGUGAUGAGGUAUAAGGUGUUUUGGAGUAGGCGAGUUAAGGGGUUGGGAGGAGAACUGGAUUCAGUGCUCGUCAACCACCAAACGGUGCCUAAGGACCAAAACUUCAUAGAAAUCAAGGACUUGCAACCAAACUCAAUGUAUUUCUUACAAGUGCAAACCAUCAGUCAAUUUGGUCUGGGAAAACUUCGCAGCGACAAGGCAUCUAUUUUCUACAACACCACAAGCUUAACACAACCUCCCCCCGCGCCCCUUCAGAGACGCGACAGUAAAAAGAUAAAAGGGUUGUGCCUACAUAAAAUUGUGUGGUUCAACCACAAAAUAAAGGCAAGAAUCGGAUGGCAGCCCCUUCCCAACGUUUACGAGCAACCUGGAAGGUAUUACGUCCACUGGAAAACGAUUAAAUGUAACGAUCCCAAAAAACUACGAUCAGAAGGCCUAAGCGCUAUAACAGAGCAAACCACCUUUGAACUAUACGAAUUGGAAUAUCAAUGCAGUUAUAAGGUUAAUGUUAAUUCAAUGCCACGGGUAAGAAUUCCAGACUCAGAAUUAUCUAUACAUGUUCCUGCCUGUGAAUAUUUCAAGCGGAAAGUUAAUACUACUGUGAUUAAUUGUAACAACAUUUGAUUAUAAAAAUAAUAAAAACGACUGAAGUGUUCCAAGCUGUUAAGUUGGAAAUAGUUGAUAAAUAAGUAGUAAUUGUUUUAUGUAUACUAUGACAUAGAGAACUACGUGCCGAAACAUAAUUUCGUUAUUUUUAGUAUUAAGUUGGACUUAAAAAAACUGUUACUUUAAGUAGAUGUAAGCAGUUAUAAAUUUUUACACGUAGACAGUAUUUUUUUGGAAAUAAACAUAAAGCUCUUUCAUGUUUAUUAAGAAAAAACAAAACUAUGACAUUUUAUUUAUUAAAAAUAUUGAAAAUUA